AUGCAGGCCGGAGCGCAGACGGGAAAUCCGUUCCAAGGGCACACUGGGCAGGUCGAUUCAGUGGCUUUUUCACCGGAUGGAAAGUAUGUUGUCUCAGGCUCUUCAGACCACACCAUCCGAGUUUGGGACGUGGAGAAAGGCAUACAGGUGGGCAACGCCCUUCGAGGGCACACUACCUUGGUCAACUUUGUUUCUUUCUCCCCCGAUGGGAGACGUAUCUUGUCGAGUUCCUACGGCGACACAAUCCGGAUUUGGGAAGCGAAGUGCAGUUCGUAUGUGGAGGGUUCCUUCCACGAGCACACCCAACCGUUCAAGCUGGACAUACCAUUAGCCGAUGACGAUCAGUCUCGGCCAACCAAUUUUGCCAGUGACUUUGAAGAGGAUACCCCUAAAAAUCAAACUCUAAUCCGUUUCUCAUCUACUCCUUCGCAUGCGCUACGGGAUGCUCGUGGGUUUUUUUCUGAUUUAAAAGGGGACUGGCGCGAGCUUGUCGAACUCCAAGAGGACGGUUGGAUUGUAGGGCCUCGAGGUCAACUAUUGCUAUGGGUCCCUUUGACACAUCAUCAACUUCUUUAUUCUCCAUGGAAUACCUUAGUGAUGCCCAAGGGUGGUCCAGAGCUUGAUCUGAGCAAGAUGGCUCACGGUCGCAGCUGGCAUCACUGCUUUGAACCCUAG
Molecule: messenger RNA, 675 nt
Organism: Pisolithus orientalis
Lineage: Eukaryota; Fungi; Basidiomycota; Agaricomycetes; Boletales; Pisolithaceae
Product: WD40-repeat-containing domain protein
Exons: 1
Coding region: 1-675 (224 amino acids)
Molecular function (GO): protein binding
Source: RefSeq, a predicted model, not a curated record